GAAUAUACCUCCUAUGCUAGGCUUUUGCAAACAAAGAUGGCGGGCACACCUAUUUGCAAUUGUCUGUGUGGUGUUGUGUGGAUGUACCGUCGCUGGGAUCACAAUACAACUUUUAGAAUGCUGCAUAAACUCUCCUGGUACCGAAGAAAAGUGGUUCAUGGACUGUAUUUAUGGCUGUGCAACUGUGUUUAGCAACAUGCCCAUUGUAAUCAUCUCACUCGUGACAUUUGAGUACAUGCCACCUGAAGUAUGUCAAAGCCCUACAACAGAUCGUAUUAUAAAAGCCGUUGACUUGAAUGCUGUUCUUCACCUGCCACCAUUACUGUAUCGUCUAUCAAGGUGCUGCAACCACGAGUGUUCAUUUUAUUUCACCAUCUUACACCUUUUAGGAUUAAUUUUUGUCGGUGUAACCAUUCUACACUCCACAGGAUGCAUUUUUAUGUGACUGCUUACAGGAAUGUAAAACAUUAUAUACUCCCUUCGAUUAUGGUGUAUAUGCAGGUUUUAACAU
Molecule: messenger RNA, 511 nt
Organism: Geodia barretti
Lineage: Eukaryota; Metazoa; Porifera; Demospongiae; Tetractinellida; Geodiidae
Source: the annotation of a GenBank genome assembly